This is a messenger RNA of Hypoxylon trugodes, 1266 nucleotides long. RefSeq lists its product as uncharacterized. Gene Ontology annotation, biological process: RNA processing. Gene Ontology annotation, cellular component: cytoplasm; nuclear exosome (RNase complex). Gene Ontology annotation, molecular function: RNA binding. NCBI's taxonomy places the organism in Eukaryota, Fungi, Ascomycota, Sordariomycetes, Xylariales, Hypoxylaceae. Bases 126 to 842 code for a protein of 238 amino acids. The transcript has 2 exons. The record is from RefSeq and is a predicted model, not a curated record.
CAGAAAAUCAGAACAUUUUCAAUCACCCAAUCACAACCACGAUCAUUUCAAAUCAACCAACUUCGCCGCCUCGGUUCGCUAACCCGCAAACCCCAUAUCGCAAUCUAACAUCCCUUCAACCCACGAUGGCACAGGCGGUCGCCAUCCCCGGCCAACUACUGGGACCAGCCGACAAGUACGUCGCAGGCGCAGGGACGCAUAUCCACGAGUCGAACCUAUACUCCUCUCUCCUUGGAACAGUAUCCGUCAUCACACAGCAACAACAACAAGCUUCCGAAGCGAUAGAAUCAGAGAAACAGAAACAAGCGGGUCCCGCGAAACGAUUAACAAGGAUCGAGGCCUUGGCUCCGAAGCAGAGCGGUAGUAACAAUCAUAGCGGAGGUAACGGCAGUACUCUACCUACAAUCUCCGUGUCGCGGGCCGCGGGCACCGAGGAGGGAGGGAAGGACAAGAAACGUGAGGUGCUACCUGAGGUUGGUAAUACAGUGUUGUGCCGUGUCACGCGCAUUACGCCUAAGCAGGCCGCCGUCGCGAUACUUGUUGUGGGCGAUACUGUGCUAGAGGCGGAGUGGCAGGGCUUGAUACGGGUGCAGGAUGUUAGGGCUACAGAGAAAGAUCGUGUCAAGAUAUAUGAGAGCUUUCGCCCGGGUGAUAUUGUGAGGGCGCAGGUGAUCUCGUUGGGUGACCAAGCCAAUUAUUACCUCUCGACUGCGAGCAACGAACUUGGCGUUAUUAUGGCUACAAGCGAAGCUGGGAACACUAUGUAUCCCGUCAGUUGGAAAGAGUAUAAGGAUCCCGAGACUGGACUUAGCGAGCCGAGGAAGGUGGCCAAGCCGUUCUGAGCUUGUCGAUUGCUAUCGAUAUGAGAAUUGAAUUAUGUAUGAUUCUAAGCUCAGGGUCUACCUGCCACGAACCCAUGGCUGGCGCGGUACUCUACAUCAAGGAAUGCGGUUUCUUCUAUGGUGAGACCUAUCAUUGCCACCCAUAUACCGAAAACCCGGCAGAUAUUUAUGGCGGUCAAAAAAUUGAGCUACCAAGCGUGGGGAAUCACUCGACAGAGCUUCACCGGGUUCAGAAGAUAUGAAGUACAAAAUAAUCUAUAUGUAUCUUCUCAGCGUGCAUAUGCGAAAGCACGAAACGAAGAUUAAACCAUGGAGCCGACAGAGUCGGAAAAGUUGAGAGGUCGUUGCAACUUCGGCUGAUAGCCUUGCUCUGAAAAGGGUUUAUACAAUCCUAUCACAUCAAAGCAGAUAGUCGCCUGCCAAA